This is a messenger RNA of Prorocentrum cordatum, 248 nucleotides long. NCBI's taxonomy places the organism in Eukaryota, Dinophyceae, Prorocentrales, Prorocentraceae. The record is from the annotation of a GenBank genome assembly.
AUGCGCCAGUUCUUGGAGGGGUACAGCGGCAUCUGCAACUUCAACUACAAGCUGAGAGAAGGCGGCGGCAUGUGCAUCCUGGAGGCGAACCCCCGCAUCGGCGCGGACCUCGCAGGGGACGUGCCGAGGGAGCGGGCCCGGGAGCUGUUCGAGCUCCUCGACUCGAGGUGUGGCGGCCGCGGGGGCGCGCGUGCCGCGUGCGACGGGGCUUCGCGAGACGCCCUCCGCGCGCGCGCACCAUGCCCCGU